Didymodactylos carnosus is the source of this 834-nucleotide messenger RNA. Lineage: Eukaryota; Metazoa; Rotifera; Eurotatoria; Philodinida; Philodinidae. The record is from the annotation of a GenBank genome assembly.
AUGGCAUUAGUACUCGAAUUAGAACCAUUUAGUGGUAGCAGCGAUCAAAACAUAUCAGAUUGGCUUACUAGAUUCAAUGUACUAUGUACUAUAGCCGAUAUUCAAAGUGAGAAACGCCAUUUAGUAUUACCAUGGUUUCUGAAAUCGGAAAGAGUGAUAAACUGGUUCAUAGAUACGGAUUUGGAUCAUUUAACUUGGGAGGAUCUACAAAGAACAUUGAUAAGAACUUUUGGAUCAAACCAGCAUCAAUUUCAUUCACAACAUCAUCAGAUAGUAUAUGACCACUACUCGCCGACAUCAACUGUUAAUCACCAGUUAUUAUCAUCAGCACUCCAAAAUGAACCACUAUCAAUGUGGCCUUCCGGUGACCAAGAAUGGUAUGUACACGAAAUGCAGCAACAACGUGCGAUUUUCACGAAAGCAACACCAACAAAAUUAGAAGCUACGGAUAAUGAAAUAUCGAACGAUAUUAAACAGUCACAAAGCGAACCAAUGAUCAUGCGCCAACCAGUACUAUUUGAACAACAACAUAUACAACUGAAAAAUCCACAGCAGAUAUACCAUCUUGCAGCAGGAUUACAAGAACACCCAUCGUCUUCGAUUAUUCAAUCAGCAAUUAUUCUUACUAAUAAACUGGAUGGAUUGCUUGACCAAGACAUCUACCCCUUGGCUUAUAAACACAAUUAUUGUGUUACAGGUACUGGUCCACAGCAACGAACGAUUGAUGUGAAUUUUGCAUUCACAUAUGAUAAAUUUAUGGGUGGUUUAUUAGACGAUAAUCAGACCACCUUAUUGACGCACUGGGAUUGGCUUUGGCCGUAUAUGGUUCCAUGA